Messenger RNA from Nilaparvata lugens (brown planthopper), 7962 nucleotides. Its product is annotated as flocculation protein FLO11. NCBI's taxonomy places the organism in Eukaryota, Metazoa, Arthropoda, Insecta, Hemiptera, Delphacidae. The record is from RefSeq and is a predicted model, not a curated record. Bases 301 to 5421 code for a protein of 1706 amino acids. Gene Ontology annotation, biological process: protein dephosphorylation; negative regulation of protein kinase activity. Gene Ontology annotation, molecular function: protein serine/threonine phosphatase activity; cation binding. The transcript is spliced from 12 exons.
UUCUUCGUUGUGGUGUCAAAAAUGUUGAGGUUGAAUUUGCGAUUUGAUGGUGAAUCUUUUUAAUUUUGUGUGUUUUGUUUACCCAUAAACAAGUUGGAUUUUUUUAUAAAAUUCUAUUAAAACUCUACAGUUUUGUUUGGUGUCAUUUUGUGCAAAGAUCGUUGUGUGAAAUCCAUGGUUUUUGUUUUGUUGAUAUUUUGUGGUUAGAAAGGGUGGAGUACGUAUCCUAUAAAAUUUAUUGUGCAUUUCUGAAUUGAUGUGAUUAUUGUGCGACAAGAGUGUAAGAAAUAAGUAUAAAAAAUGAGUGCGGUUAUUUGUGAUUAUCGCAAAAAGUAUCGGAAGCUGUUGAAAUCAAUCCUUGCUUCCUUUGAUCCUGAUGAUCAGCUUCCCGUAACCAUAGAGUAUUGUACUUUUGUGAAAAAUCACGAAAUCAAUGGAAAAGUUGCACAUUGGGCUAAUCAAUUUCUCACAAGAAGACGAGGUAAUCCUCAUCUCACCAAGCCGUGUCCUGAAAACCUGAUUGGGCACCUGAUUAAUGCGCUCAUCAAUGAACUGCAAGUGAAAAUUAAAAGUGAACCGGAGUCAUUUGGUUAUCGUCCUGAAAAUGACCAUUAUGACAGUUUCAAGCUGUGCCGAGCGGCAAUCACAUUGCUGGUCAAGGUGUGUGAAAAAUACCUGGACAAAGCUGAGCUUCGAACCCUGCCCCCUCCACCCACCGACCUGCUCAGCGCCCCUCCCACCUCCAUCUACACCAGCAAAAACCUGCGACCCCGAAUGGAAGACCGCACAACUGUGCUGUGGGACCUGCACUCCAUGUUCAAUAUCCAGGGCUAUGGCACAGCGAGUUAUUUCGCAGUAUUUGAUGGUCAUGGAGGUGCAGAUGCUGCUUCCUAUGCUUCAGCCCAUCUCCACCAGUACCUCGUCGAGAGCACGCAUUAUCCGCAUGACCCGGUAGCUGCCCUCAACGACGCAUUUAUUCAAACCGAUAAGAGGUUCGCCGAAACUAAAGAGGGAAACAGAAGUGGUACAACAGCCGUAUGUGCUCUGCUGAGGCCUAAGGAAGGAAGACUGUAUGUAGCGUGGGCAGGUGACUCUGAGGCACUACUUGUAAAAAAUGGAGAGCCCAUUGAGGUUGUAAAUCCUCACAGACCUCAUAGACAGGACGAGCAGGAACGAAUAACUGCCCAAGGAGGUUGUGUAAUGAGAUGGGAAGGUGUGUGGAGAGUUAACGGAGUAAUAUCCGUAUCAAGAGCGAUAGGUGAUGUGAAGUUGAAGCCGUCAAUGACGGCUGAGCCGGAAAUAAGAGUGUUGGACCUGGAUGGCACCGAAGACUACCUCAUCUUAUCGUCGGACGGCGUCUGGGAUGUCAUCAAGAAGGAGGACGCAGUCGAAUGCUGUGAUAUUUACCUCUAUGAGAAUCCAGGUGACGUGAAAGGUGUGAGCGCUAGCUUGGCGAAGCUGGCGUCGUCGCUAGGCGCCAGCGACAAUCUGAGUGUGGUAGUGACGCAGCUGAGCGACAACCAGCGCCUGGCGCACCGCCUGGCACAGAACCCACUGCUCUACCUCAACUCAGCCACUCGCCACCGACAUCGCGACCACUUUGACGCCGACAACCAGCAGUCCUCCGACUUCAACGACUUUGAGGCCGACUUUGGUCCCGAGUCCAACGUAGACGACUCUGACGACGAGGAGGAGGGGCAGGUGGAGGAGAGGAGGAACGGUGUGAUAGGAGGAGGAGGAGGAGGCGGUGGAAAGGAGGCUGGAGGCGGCGUCAUGGACGACCCGCACGGUCCCCUCGCGCCCCCCGUGCCACCCCUGCAUGGCGGCCCCUUUCAGGCAUCACCUGUUUCGCACAACUAUCUUGGUGGAAUAGACGAGCCGGAUAAUGUAGCAGAGAGCGAGGGAGAAGGCAAUGUGGAUGACUCGGAUGAGGAGGAGUGGAACUACAUCAAAGGACAAGACGAGGAGAACAGCAAGGAGGACGAAAACGACAAAAACCAAACGAACAAACCGAACAAAGACGUCGACGACGAUACAUCGGUCGAUGCUGAAGAAGAUAUCGAUAUGGAGUCGCAGCUGAACCCAGAGGCGGCGGAAUUCGUGCCGGUGUCGCCGACACGUGUGGCGAAGGAGUCACGUGACCACCUGCUCGAUGACGUCAUCAGCUCGUCGCCCAUGAAGGGCUGCGAAAAGAGCCUCGACAACAUCAUCAUCCCCACAGAGGAGGACUUCCGCAGAGAUGUCGCCCAUUGCGCCUCCUCACUCGAAGAUGAACUCAAUGGUGACUUGAACACAACGGCCAAAGACCAGUUGAACGACUCGCAAUUCACGGCUCUGUCGCAGUGCGGCGAUGAGAGCGAAGUGAUGUCAACCAAGGCUGAGUUCGGAGACUCGGUGUUCGGGCUGGGAGUCUCCAUGAACAACUCGACCGCCUUCGUCGCCGAAAUUCACAAUGAUAAGGAACCCGUGUCCAACGAUUUCGACCCGAUCUACGAUGCGGACAAAGAUGUGCACAACUUUGACACAAUUCAGGCCCCAGACCAUGAUGAUCCACUCAUCCCAGGCACUCCCAAAUCAACGGUUGCUGAGGCAUCGCACUCUCCUAACUUCGAUGGAAACUUUUCUGGGGAAGACCAGCCUUUUGAAAUGGAGAAACCUGAAGAACAGCAACAGCAACAACCCCUAAGCGUUAGUCCGAUUCCAGAAGAAUCCAGGCCUCCAACGUUUGCUGAAAUUCUGAAGCGACCAUCUCCGAGAUCUUCGGCAACAAAUUCGCCAAGAACAUCCCCGGAGCCCCCAGAGAGUCCCCCAGUCGAGAAGAAGAACUUCAAUCCUUUCUCGAAUGAGAAUGAUGUUGCCGCUGCUCCCGAAAGCAUAAUCAUAAAUAAUAUGAAUGAGUGUGAAAAGAAAUUCGAGACAAUUGAAGAAGAGAGCAAACAAACGUUUGAGGAUAUUCUUUUGCCUGGAAAAACUGACACACAAGAUUUCAGCCAUGCAAAUACAAAUCCAUUCAGUGCGGAUAACGUAGAUUUUGCGAACUUUGAGCACAACACUCAUCCUGUAAAUAACCAGCUGGAUCUGGACAUGAUGUGCACAAAGCCCACACAUGAAUUCAUGCUGAAUAACGAAUUGAACACCCCAGACGAUGAAAAACCACCAAUGACUUUCCAAGUUGAGACUGAACCUCCCAAAACCGAAACCAAUUUCGACGAUUUCAUUAGUCACAAUAACUCAGAUCCCAUGACACAGAGCUUCAUUGUAUCACCAGUAUUGGAGAAUCCAUCUCAUGUGGAAAUGAGCUUGAUGCCAGAAGCACCGUUGGAUAAUGAUGCCUCAUCAUUUAUUGUAGAGAAAAUUAGCGAAAACUUUGAAGAUGAAAAACCAAGUAUGGGUUUUGGCUUCACAGAUGAUAAGUUGGAAGAGAAUGAAUUCAAUUCAAUUGUAGAAAAUAGAUUCGAGGAUAAGCCGCUUGUAGAUACCAUUUCAAAUAAUGAACAACAGUUGUUGGAGGAGAAUGACUAUGCUGCACCGUUGUCUCCUGUUAGAGAAGAAGUCCAAGAACAGCAACCGCCGGCUUCUAGCAUGCAAAUCGACGAAACUCAUUUCGAUUUGAAACUUGAUGCUCCAAUUGAAGCCGCACCUCAAGACCAAAGUCCUCUGGUACCGGAGGCAUUGUCCCCUGCUGAACCAGAACACAAUUUCAAUGUUCUAGACGCGGAUGAGCCAUUAGAAACUAAGAUGGACCACUUUUCUCACCCGAUUCCCGAAGCUGUUCCGAGUGAAGACGUUAAAGCAAUGGACGAUUUCCUGGCAACAGAAUCGAGAGAUAAUCUGAUAGAAGCUGUGUCAGACGAGUUGAAGGACGAGGUUUGUCUCAUGAAGGCGGACGUCAGUGCUAAUGUUGAGAAUGUUUCGGAGGUUGCUGAACUCUUGGACACUGCUCCAGUUGUUGACUCACAAGUGCCAGAAGAGAAAGCGCCAGAAUCGGCUUUGAUAGCGCCGGAAUCGGCUUUGACAGCGCCGGAAUCUGCUUUGAUAGCGCCGGAACCGGCUUUGACAGCGCCGGAAUCGGCUUUGACUCAGGCGGCGGCCCAACAGAAGGAAGAAGCUCUGGAGCCGACUUUCAACGUGGACUUCGUUGCUGCCGAACCUAUCUUGACUCCAGUGGAGUCUGCCAAAGUGGAGGAGCAGCCAGCUGAACAGCUGGUGGUUGCAGCUGAAGUGCAUCCCCCCACCACCGAGACUCCUCCACCCACUCCAGCUGUUCCAGCUGUUGUCGAGGACAAGAAGGAAGGGCUUAUUGCUGCUGCCGCUGCUGUUGCUGGUGCGGCCGUAGCUAUAGCAGCAGCUGCUACUACAAAAGCUGCCCCGACAAAGAAGCCCACCACCCUCUCAUCAGCUGGAGCCAAGAAGCCAGGAGUCGCCUCCACGGCCGCCAAGAAGCCAACCGAUCUGGCCUCCAAGGCAGCUGGUGCCAAGGCUGCCCCCUCCAAGGCAGCAGCACCAGGUGCCAAAGCCACGUCACCCACUAAACCUGUCGCGAUCAAGAAGACAGCUGUGACAUCAACGACGUCUGCAGCCAAACCAUCCAAGCCACUGGCUGGUCUCAAGUCAGCGGCCGCAACAGCCAAGCCAUUGUCACCGGCCAGCAAGCCCACCACACCCACCAGCAAACCCAGCACUCCGACAUCGUCGUCGAGGCCGUCAAGUGCCCCCAAAACGUCCCCCACCAAAACAACUGCUGUCAAAGCAACUGUUGGUGCCGCUGCUGCUGCGAAGCCCAAGUCAGCUGUGGCUGAUAAGAAGCCACUGACCAACGGAACCUCUCGACCAGCUUCCUCCACAUUGGCUGCCAAGAAACCGGCCACAACUGCCACCGCUGCUACUAAAACCGUUGGUGCAGCAAAGCCUGCUACAACUGCUGCCAAACCAGCAGCGAAGGUUGGUGCAGCAGCCCCCAAACCGAAGGCACCUGUCUCGAGCACCACCAGUCGACCGGCUGCACCAGCAGCUGCACCUGCAAAGCCACCGCCCAUCAGAGCCCCGGCUAAGCCCAGCGACAAGACUGGCAAGGAAACCAUCAACAAGCAGAUAUCGUCUGCCAAGCCAGCUGCCGCCAAAACGGCUGCACCUGCGAAACCAGCUCCUAUCAAGAAGACUGAUGCGAAGCCAACUGCCAACGGAAAGGUGCCGGCCGGCAAGCCUGUGCCCAAGUCGGCCACUGCAGUCAAGAAGCCUCCUACCACCGCCACCGCCGCCGAUGACAAGAAGAAGAAGGCAGAUGGGGCUGCUCCUACCCAGGAGCACACCGUCACCACCACCAAUGGCUACGAAGAGCCUCCUCUCCCCCUAAACGGCCUCGCCAAAGACGACUCACCCCUCGAGAAUCACAUUCACCAGGAUGCCUUAGUCAUCAACUAACUAACAGUGCAAGUUUUCCUGCUAGAAAUCGAGUAUUUUUGUUGAACAAACACCGCCUUGUCCUCUGACCUCAUCAGAUGAGACAGUUCAUUUAAUAACGGAGUAGCGGGACUAAAAAGGCUGUUUGAAGUUUUUUGUGAAAUUAUUGAGACUGAUAGUAUUAUUAUCCGUUAAUUUUCAGUUUACUGGAUUUGAAAGAUACGUCGUAAUAUUUUGUUUUGUUUUUUAAAUAGUACUGUUUAUCAUCUAGGAUUUAUAGCAGAAAGCUAAAUAAUCAUUAAAAUGUGGGUGUUGUUUGAAACAAGAACCGGAGUUCACAGGAAAAAGAAGAUUUCCAUUUAAAAAAGACGUGCAACGCAAAAGUGUAUGAUUUGCGUUACGUGACGCAAUCACUCUGUAUUUAGAGAAUUAUCGUUGCCUGGGGGUAAAUAAUUAUUAAACUGUAUUUUUGUCAGUUUGAAACAAGGCGAUUCUAAUAAUUAUCUUCUCAAAUUCUACAUCUUGUUGUAAGUGGGUUAUGAAAGCUGAGGAUUGAUGUUUAUUGUAACAGACAUAAACUUCAUGUUUCCAGUUGAAUAAACCAAACAUACUUAACUAUGCAAUAGUGUUUUGUCAAAAACGAAAAGAUAUCUGCGCACAAUUGAAUUUAUUCCAUUUAUUGAUUGGGAUCGUGUUGAAUAUUAUUUUGGGAUUGUCAAUCAUUAAUGAGGAGGAAUCAUGCAUUACAUGUGAAUAAAUGAUCUAUUCAUAUUGAUUCUGAGCACAACUGCAAGUAAUUGAAAAUUAUGCAUUUUAUACUUAUAUAUAAAAUACUGUAUAAUAAAACUAUGAAAGUUAUACUUACGCAUUGUAUGCUAAAUACUAAAUGAUGUUAUACAUAAUAUUUGAAUUAAUUGAUAAUGUUGAUAAAAUGUGAGGGUUUUGUAAACUGAAUCAUCUGGCCUAUUAUACUGUAGUGCAUCCCCUAUUGUCGUUAAAAGUCGAAAUCGGUUUUUUAUGCUAUUUAAUAUUUAUUAUUCAGAGAAUAGUAUUUUAAAGAUUUUCUAAGAAGAACUUUCAACAUUUUAAAGUUGAGUAAGAAUUUGUGAAAUUGAUUUUUGCAAUCUUUUAUCCAGAGAGCUUUGACGUAUCGGAUUCGUUGUAUACAACUCCAUUUAGCCAGAAAGCGCAGUCUUAUUAUGUGUAAUACUAGUUAUCGUGUUGAUAUAAUGAUAUAUUUAUGUGGUUAUAAUAUUUUUAUUUCAAUUGCAAUCACUAUUGAUGAUUGAUUGUAGCAAAAUUAUAAUACUUGUUAGCGCUUGACGAAGCAAACAGGUGAAAUUAAAUCAAUUUGAUAAAAAGUUUAUCAACAAUCAUUACAAAUAAUAAUGCUAUUCGAACAAAAAAUUAAAACUUUGCACUAACACGCAUAGACCACAUAAUAUGACAUCAAAAUACUUUGUUCUUGUAAUUUUGUAACUUAUAACAACUAUUAAAAAUAGGACUAAUUACUAUUUUAUUUAUUGAUGCAAAAUGUGAAUUUUGAAUUUCUGCUUUUGUAAAGAGAUUUUGUAUUUUAUUUCUAUGCUUUAGAUAGGUUUAAGUGUUGCAUUUGAUUAAUUCCACUCACCGCUUGAGAAUAGACGUAUUAUCUUAGAAAUGAGUUGUUUUCUUUCUUUCAGUGUGAUUAAUACAUUUUUUUCUUAUCGAAUUCAUUUUGAAAAUGUGUGAUGCACUAAAGUGCAAAUCACAAGCAUAUUUUCAUUUUUUUGUAAAUACAGUUUAAAUAAUAAAACUUUGAUUCAAAUACCAUAUUAUUUGAUUCAGAUUCUAAAUACCCUUGCGGUGCUAAUUUAAUAAUGUUAAUUUAUUAAUUUACUCCUUAAACUUUAUUAUAUGUUGAAUAUUUGGAUGAUAAUUUCAUUUGCAUUAUAAAUAAUUACUCGCACUUGAUAUAUUAAUACAACUAAUACAAAAUUACAUAAAUACGUGAGUUUUUUAUUUGUUUAUUGAUUUUGAAGAAGUGUUUUAUAAUUAAAGAAGUAAAAUUUUAUUUUAUUUGGAUUAUUAUUUUUUUAUUUUCAAAAUGUUCUGCUUAAAGAUUUUGAUCAACUUGAUAGAAAAUAUUAUCAUGAGACAGUUCGAAUGUUAAUGUAAAUAAAUACACAUUCAUAUUUCACAUAACUGAUCUUAUAUAGUAUUUUCUACAACGGUUAUUCAAGAAAAAAUGGAAAUAGUUUUGUAACGGAAAUUUCAAAACUUUCCAAUUUUUUAAAGUAAAUAGCUUUCAGGUUCUAUCGAGAAUAGAUAGGAAUUGUUGUGUAACUACAUAGAAUAAUGCGAAAUGGAUUUGUAGCCUAAUAAUCAUAUUACCGCAUUCUGUAAUUAAUAUUGCAAGUCGCUGUGUAUUAAUUAUAAUUAAUCGUUUAUCAUCAAGCAAAUAGAGUAUGUAUUGAAAUCAUGAUGGUGUUGCGCUGCGGGCGCAUCUCCAACAAUAUUGGCCAAACAGUCUUUUUAUAUGCGAUGCGAACAUAACUAAUAAAAGUUCUGAUGGCAUUUUUA